Camelina sativa (false flax) is the source of this 2873-nucleotide messenger RNA. Its product is annotated as protein kinase STUNTED. Gene Ontology annotation, biological process: protein phosphorylation. Gene Ontology annotation, molecular function: protein kinase activity; ATP binding. Lineage: Eukaryota; Viridiplantae; Streptophyta; Magnoliopsida; Brassicales; Brassicaceae. The record is from RefSeq and is a predicted model, not a curated record.
UAUUAUUUUAUUCAGUGGCAAAAAAGAAAAAAAAAAUUCUAAAUUGUCUGCUCCUCCUCCGUUCCUUUUUAGGAUUUUUGGAAUUUUAUGUUCCACCAUUCUUAUAGUCUUCUCUCUUUCUCUGAAGCUGCAAAACCACAAACUAAAGCCACAAGAGAGUGAGAGAGAUUGGGAAUUCUCCUUUGUGAGCAGUCCGAUGAUACUUGUGUCUCCAGGAAUCAUCAUCACACUACAACGUAUUCACCUGAGAUUCUGACAAAAGCAUUUUGAGGAAACUGGACAAGUGAGUAACAUAAGAGAGAGAUGGUUGAAAACGGCGUCGUUCAAGGAGGAGGAGGGCGUAACGUUAUGGUGGGCGUGAAGUUCGAUGAGUUGAGCAAUGAGCUGCUUGAUUGGGCUUUGGUUAAGGUUGCUGAACCGGGUGAUACCGUCAUCGCUCUUCAUAUUCUCGGCAAUGAGAUCGUUGAUCGAGCAGACAACUCUUCGCUUAUCUCCCUUGUUAAGAAUUUUGACUCUGUUCUUGAAGUCUAUGAAGGUUUCUGCCAAUUGAAACAGGUGGAGUUGAAGUUGAAAUUGUCCCGGGGUUCUUCUUCUCGAAAGAUUCUAGUUAGAGAAGCAAAAUUGUGUUCUGCAUCCAAAGUAGUGGUUGGAAUCUCCAAACGUUAUCAUACAAUUCAUUCAUCUGUCUCCGUGGCUAAGUACUUAGCCAGAAAAGUAUCAAAAAAUUGCUGUGUUCUAGCUGUUGACAAGGGGAAAGUCAUGUUUCAGAAAGAUGGUUCCUCAUCCAUCAUUCAUCAAUCUCAAGGGAAAAGCGAUGCUCGUAGGACCACUUUGUCUAAUUUCUUUCAGAUGCCUACCACACUGAGAAAGAAUACCAAAGUAGUAAACCAUCCCGAAGAGGAAGAGGAAGAGUCGGAGGAGGAUCAUUCCAAUGGCCAGAGUCUACGGCGUUCUUUAAUGUCUGCAUGCCUUGGGAAUUGCUCGGUUCGUGAUAUGAAUUCUCUGCCUUCUGGAUCUUUAAGUUCUGACUGUGAUCAAGAUGAUAAUGCGGAUUUCCACAAGGCAAUGGCGCUUGUGCCCGCUAAGUUUCCAGAAGAUUUGAACCGAUUCAUUACUAUGCUGGUAAAGGAACUUCCUGAAUUUAGACCAGGUUGGCCUUUGCUUUGUCGUGUAGCUUCUUCAGAUGUAUUAGCUUCUGCUCCGCGUAGCUCUUCGUUCAGAAAGAUACCAGUUGUCCAAUGGGUGCUGAAGCUGCCUUCUAGGACCAAUUCUGUUGUUGGAGACACUAAGCAGAUUGGUUUUGAUUCUUCAGAAUCUGAAGAUACUAAGCUUUUGUCAACUGUUCCUGAUGAAAAUGAUUCUACGAUCGUGAAAUGUUCUCUUGAUUCUAGCUCAAGUAGAUUCCAAGAGGAUGUGGAUGAUCUUCGGGCGAGGAUAUCCACAUCUUGCCACUUUUUUAAGUACAAGGAACUUGUGUCAGUGACAUCCAAUUUCUGUGCUGAUAAUUUCAUCGGAAAAGGAGGCAACAGCCGGGUUUUUAGAGGUUACCUGCCAAAUGGAAGAGAGGUUGCAGUGAAAAUACUCAAGCAAACCGAAUGUGUCUUGAAAGAUUUUGUGGCAGAGAUUGACAUCAUCACAACCUUACACCAUAAAAACGUUAUUUCACUCUUAGGCUAUUGCUUUGAAAACCAUAACCUAUUACUAGUAUACAAUUAUCUCUCAAGAGGGAGCCUUGAAAAGAAUCUUCACGGCAACAAAAAGGACCUGGUUGCAUUUCGUUGGAAUGAGAGAUAUAAGGUCGCUGUGGGAAUAGCUGAGGCGUUGGACUAUCUGCAUAACAGUGCUCCACAACCUGUCAUUCACAGAGAUGUUAAGUCAUCAAACAUAUUACUGUCUGAUGAUUUUGAGCCACAGCUUUCUGAUUUUGGGCUUGCAAAGUGGGCGUCGUUAUCUACAACUCAGAUAAUCUGCUCCGAUAUUGCAGGAACCUUUGGCUAUUUAGCUCCAGAGUAUUUUAUGUAUGGCAAGAUGAACAAUAAGAUAGAUGUCUAUGCAUACGGUGUUGUACUCCUCGAGCUUCUUUCUGGACGAAAACCAGUUAAUAGUGAAUCUCCAAAGGCUCAAGAGAGUCUUGUUAUGUGGGCGAAGACGAUUCUGGAUAACAAAGAAUAUUCUCAACUAUUAGACCCAAGUUUGCAAGAUGACAGCAAAGGCGACCAGAUGGAGAGGUUGGCAUUAGCAGCCACUCUUUGUAUAAGACAUAACCCUCAAUCUAGGCCUGAAAUGGGAAUGGUACUAAAGCUUCUUAACGGUGACGCGGAGAUGCUAAAAUGGGCAAAGCUACAAGUUAACAACCCUUUAGAGGAUUCAAAGGUACUCAAGGACGAGAAAUUGUGGAGGUCUAAUCUGCAGUCACAUCUCAACCUAGCAUUCCUUGACAUGGAAGAUGACUCUCUCUCCAUGGGAAGCAUCGAGCAAGGCAUCUCCGUGGAAGGUUAUCUUAAAGGCAGAGCAAGCCCUUCAUCGAGUUUCAACUGAGCCGUUUUUGUUCACUACAAGAAAUCACAAUUGCCAAAACUUUCCAAGGUGAAGAUGGUGAAGAAAAUGGGUUCUCUUUGUGUGUGGGUGUAAAGUCUAAAGUGUAUAUAUGAAAAGGCAUAUUUCUUUUCAUUUUGGAUGGGUCAUGGGCGGUGGAUGAGAGGUGGAUUUGUGGGUUUUAUAAGCCCUCCUCCCUCCCUAUGUUGCAGCUUUCCAAUGUUUGGAGUGUUUCCUGCAAAAAUCUUUUUGGGGGAAACAUAGACAAGUAACUUUUUAUUCCUUGAUCCUGAAUAAUUACUCGGAAGGGAUCAAAGUGAAUUUUUCUUGCAUGUGAA